Molecule: messenger RNA, 1200 nt
Organism: Dendronephthya gigantea
Lineage: Eukaryota; Metazoa; Cnidaria; Anthozoa; Malacalcyonacea; Nephtheidae
Product: prostaglandin reductase 1-like
Exons: 8
Coding region: 98-1081 (327 amino acids)
Biological process (GO): prostaglandin metabolic process
Molecular function (GO): 15-oxoprostaglandin 13-reductase [NAD(P)+] activity
Source: RefSeq, a predicted model, not a curated record
CAACAGCCGCAGCAGCUUGUACUUUUUCAUUUAGAAGCACGUCCGUCGGUGGAGAAUACAGCUGUUUUAACACCAUUUAUACCAAAUAAUUUACAACAUGAAAGGCAAGAAAUACCUCUACGCUCAUAAGUUUGAGGGAAUGCCAAAAGUUACAGAUUUACAACUGGUGGAAGAGGAGCUUCCACCGGUCAAUGAUGGAGAUGUUUUAGUUGAGGUUGAAUGCUUAAGUAUGGACCCUUAUAUGAGACCAUACGCACCACAAAUACUAAAAGAAGGCGAUGUUAUGAUCAAUUUCUUUGUAGCUGGGAAGGUGAUUGAAAGUAAGGAUGAGACAUUGCCUAUUGGAACAAAGGUUGUUGGACCUCUAGGUUGUAGAGCUCAUGCAGUCGUACCAGGAAAACAAUUGACAAAAUUAGACUUUCUUGAUGAUCUAUCAACAUCUGUAGGACUUGGUGCUGCUGGCAUGCCAGGGUUGACUGCUUAUUUUGGUGUUUUGAAUAUUCUCGCUCCAAAAGAAGGAGAGACUCUGUAUGUGAACAGUGCAGCAGGAGCCGUUGGUGCUGUUGUUGGUCAGAUUGCGAAAAUUAAAGGAUGCCGAGUUGUUGGUAGCGCAGGUUCAGAUGAGAAAGUUGCGUAUUGUAAAAGUCUUGGUUUUGAUGAAGUGUUCAAUUAUAAGACAGUUACUUCGGUUGAGGACGCGUUGAAGGCAGCUUGUCCUAAUGGAAUUGACAUGUUCUUUGAAAAUGUCGGUGGUCCUGGGUUUUCAAAAGUAAUCAAACUAUUAAAUAGAUCGGGCCGGGCUGCAGUCUGUGGUGCUAUUUCGACUUACAAUUCAAAAGAACCUGUACUCAUUGAAGAUAUUCUGUGGUCCCUAGUUGCCAAUCGCAUCAAGGUACAAGGAUUUAACGUGGUCCAGUUUGAUACCGAAUGGCCAGAGGCAAGAAAAGAGCUUGUACGAUGGAUCAAGGAGGGUAAAAUAAAAAUUAAGGAGCACAUCACAAAUGGCUUUGAAAAUCUCCCAAAGGCAUUAAUUGAAUUGUUUACAGGAAGCAAUUUUGGAAAGGCUGUUGUAGUAGUUUGAAAUUCAUGAACGCAGUAUCUAAUUAAAAGAUGAAUCAAUAGAUCAGAUGGGUAAUUUUAGUCAACAAAUAAAUAACGAAAAUGUCUCGAUGAUUUCAUUUUUGAAAUGUUGGUCAUUCA